AUGCCUUCCGUUUUCAGAUCCGACAUAAAGUCCCAGUACCCUCGUUCCGAAGGCAGAAAAGGGAAUAGUACCUAUAUUGAAGAUGUGCAUCCCGUCAAGCCGACCGAUGAGAAGGUGCAGGGAGAUUACGCUGGCGCCACGGCAAAGACGGAUCCGAGGGAGAUUCGUCUGGUUCGAAAAUUGGACAUGCGAAUCAUGCCCAUCUUGUGGGCAAUGUAUUUCAUGAAUUUCAUUGACCGUAAUGCCGUUCCCAAUGCUCGCUUAAACGACCUCGAAAAGGACCUGGGUCUCGUCGGCACCCAGUACAACACAUGUAUUUCGAUCUUUUUUGUAGGGUACCUCUUGAUGCAAAUUCCCUCCAACAUGCUCAUGUCCUCCAAGAAAGUCCGGCCAUCUUUAUACAUGAGCGUCUGCAUGGCCGGCUGGGCGGCUGUCUCGGCUUGUACCGCGUUAACCAAGAACUAUGUCGGCCUGGUGAUGGUCAGGUUCUUCUUAGGCAUUGCAGAAGCCCCCUUCUACCCCGGGGCUCUCUUCCUCCUAUCUGUCUUCUACACCCGCAAAGAAAUCGCCCUCCGUAUCUCGAUCCUAUACUCGGGUAACAUCAUCGCAACAGGUGUCGCAGGCCUGAUCGCCGCAGCAACCUUCUCUACCUUGGACAAGGCACACGGCCUAGCGGGCUGGCAAUGGCUCUUCAUCAUCGAAGGCGUGGUCACAUUCGGAAUCGCCGUCCUUGGCCUUCUCAUGCUCCCCGACCACCCACUCACCACACGAUGGCUCACGCCAGAAGAACGCCAACUCGCCCACGAUCGCAUCAUCCGAGACACCGUCAAUAGCGAAGAAUCCGAGGGGCCUAUGGCCGGCUUGAAGCAAGCCUUCCGGGACCCGCGUCUGUUCUUGCUAGCCUUCAUGCAGAACAUGCACCUGAGCUCCUGCAGCUUCAACAACUUCUUCCCCACCGUAGUGGGAAGCCUCGGCUACAACAGAACCAUCACCCUCGUUCUGACCUUUCCACCAUACCUCGCCACCUGUAUCGCCAGCGUCGUGAUAGGGAUCACCUCUGGUCGGUAUAACGAGCGCACCUGGCACAUCACCGGGUGCAUCGGCGCCGCCGUCAUCGGGUUCAUCAUUUCCUGCGUGACGCUGAAUACCGCCGCCCGAUACAUCUCUUGUUUCUUGUUCGCGAGCGGUGCGUAUGCGGCUAACUCGGUCAUUCUGGGUUGGGUGUCGGCGACCUUAGGACAGACGCCGGAAAAGAAGGCCGCGUCUCUUUCUUUCGUUAACGUUGUUGCAAAUGCGUCCUAUAUCUAUACCGCGUACCUCUAUCCCAAGAGUGAUGGGCCUCGGUACCUGACUGCCAUGGCGUCCAAUGCGGCGUUUGGGGUCGCUGUCAUAAUCAGUGCGUGGGCUUUGAGGUUCUGGCUGCAGAACACGAAUAGGAAGAUUAGGCAGGGGAUUCUUCCAGGUGCGGAUGAAGGGUUGCUGUAUGCCUACUGA
This is a messenger RNA of Aspergillus bombycis, 1494 nucleotides long. Its product is annotated as MFS transporter. Gene Ontology annotation, molecular function: transmembrane transporter activity. Gene Ontology annotation, cellular component: membrane. The coding region runs from base 1 to 1494 and encodes 497 amino acids. Gene Ontology annotation, biological process: transmembrane transport. Lineage: Eukaryota; Fungi; Ascomycota; Eurotiomycetes; Eurotiales; Aspergillaceae. The record is from RefSeq and is a predicted model, not a curated record. The transcript has 3 exons.